Folsomia candida is the source of this 2340-nucleotide messenger RNA. RefSeq lists its product as uncharacterized. The record is from RefSeq and is a predicted model, not a curated record. The coding region runs from base 316 to 1134 and encodes 272 amino acids. The transcript is spliced from 2 exons. Gene Ontology annotation, molecular function: protein dimerization activity. NCBI's taxonomy places the organism in Eukaryota, Metazoa, Arthropoda, Collembola, Entomobryomorpha, Isotomidae.
UGCCACGCAGGAGUCAGUCUCACUCGAAACACUGCUCACUAAAGACUGCACUUUUCCUACUUAAUUUUUAUCCUAAUCUAUUCAUUCACACGCUAUUCACUCACACAGUUUAAUUGUUAGCCUACUUUCACCAAGAAGAAGAUAGAUAAAUAAACUUAAAAUUCGUCCAAGUUUGCUAAAUACGCUUAAUUAAUUAAGUCAGAUUCAACAAGAUCUCGAUUUUUUUUCCGGGUGCCGAGUGGAUUUCUUGGAUGGAAGUACGUUAUCAUCCAAGAUAAGUGUGUGGCUGGUGAUUUUACCUAAAAAAAAGUUAGCAUGAUGUCCACUCUUCUCGGGAUGCUGAAUGCACCCCACUCGCCCCCACCACAAUCUGCACAAGACCACUCCUCCCCUCCGCCGCACUAUAUCGAACUGAAAUAUUCCCCAGAACAAGACCCCACAAGUUGGGAACAGGCGCACAGUAACCUUUUGACCCAUCGACUCCUCCUCCUUCGAGGGGAUGAAGGAGGUCAUGGCGACGGGUCGGAUGGAUUUCAUACCCCGUCACCCCUCUCGUCCCCCUUUUCGCCCGGGUCGACCAACUCGACCACGUCGUCCACCCAGCACCCCGCGGACUACUUGCUCGCCACCUUUCCAGCGAAUAAUAACAAUAACAGCUACGUUAUCCACGGGCAGGUCGUGAUGUCACAUGACCUGACGACGGAUGACCAUCAUCAUCAUCAUCACGAUGACUUUCUCCAUGAAGAGGAGGGUUGUGGGGAUGAGGAGAAUAUUGGGAAUAUUGAGAAUUUGGGGCAAGUUGAGAAAUCCAAGAGGAAAGUGGGCACGAAAGGGGGUAAUAUUGCGAAGCGGGGUGGGAGGAAGGGGGGAAAGAAGACGAAAGUGAAGGCAGAGGGGGUGGAGAAGCCGCAGAAAAAGCAGAGGGGAAUGAGACAGGUCAAUCCUGUCGUCAUGAAGAAGCGUCGUUUGGCCGCUAAUGCUCGAGAACGUCGCCGCAUGCACAGUUUGAACCUGGCGUUUGACAAGCUGCGCACCCAUCUCCCUUCAAUCGGCAAGGACCAACAGCUCUCAAAGUUCGAAACGUUGCAAAUGGCGCAAGAAUAUAUUGAGCAGUUGUACAACUUUCUCCAGUAAAAGGGGACUUUUUUUGGGGGGGAAAGUCUUGUACAAAUCACUUUACAUAGUAAACCAUACUAGAUUUUUUUAUGUAUUUUACGUUUUUUUACUUACUUUUUACGAUUUUGGGUACGAUUUUCUAUUCCUCGAUAGAGAAGAAAGCAGAGAAAACGCUUAAAAUUUCUUGUAAAUAUCAGUACAAAGGAAUACAUAAUUUUGAUUAAUUGCUCAAGGAAAUAAAUAAUCAGGGGAGAAGGUGAGACUUCGAAAUGAUGAAAAUUAUACGCUUCACUUUCUCAGAGAUAGGUUUUAAGGCAGAGUUUUGUAGGAGUAGAUGUGCUUAUUUUUCCCUAACUUGCGCCAAUGGUGUGGCUUUUAACUAUGGCGCAAGUGACGAAUAAACGCACCUUUUGGGUAUCUUAUGAAACGAAUCCUAAACAGCUUACCUGAGAAGAUAUUGCAUUUUAAUAAGAGUAGAAUGAAGGGUAACUUGAGAUUUAUCAGAGAUCUUCAGUACUGAACUGGAAUAAUGAGUAAGACGACCUCGAUGUUGUGAUCUCUGUGAUGAUUAAGUUAGAAUUAGUUCGUAAGAUAACGUAUGUUCAGAAAUGAUAAGUUAAUAACUGAUAACCGUAGAAAAAUAUAUCUAAAUUAAUUAGAGAUUAGUUACUUUCACUUCAAAAUUAUGUAUCUAAUUAGUGCUUACGAAGACGAAUCAUUGAAAUAUUUUAUAUUGCCAAAAUAUUUAGUUGUGUUCUUAUCAAUGAUAAGUUAUCAUACAUAAUUAUAUAUACAUGGACCUUAUCUACAUACAUAUCUUUGUGCUCCCAGUUACUCAACUUUGUUAUAACAGAAUACCUGAUCCUGAAACAUAUUCGAUAUAUAAUAAGAUUUGAUAUAGCGAAAAUGCAUCCACUCCGAGAUGAACCAAGUGUCAAAGAAAUAUAUGAAACCGAGUGUCUUCCAGAGCUGCCGAGCUGUUUUAUAAAAUAAAAAAUAUUAGAAUAUUACAGCAAAACUAUUAAAUUUAGGGUAAGAAAGAGUAAUUAUUAUAUUUAGAAUGAAGGGUAACUUGAGACUUAUCAGAGUUUCAAAGAUGACCAAUCCGAAAAACCUGAUUGUCUCAAAUUUACAAUAAAUAUCAAAAUAUCCUCAAAACUCAUGUAUUCCUCGUAAUUAUUGAAAAAUAGAUAAAUAAAAAAUUUCAAAAAAAUACAAACAAAA